AUGUCGGAAACCGUAGUGAAGAAGCUGCUUGGCGAGCUGAUAAAAACAUCUGGUGCCACACAUUCGGUGGACACUAUCGUAAAGAUUUUUCUCAAUCGGGAUGGCAAGUUCACGAAAAAGCAGCUCUCCGCCCUGUUGGAUCAGCUAUUCCAGGGCAUCCCCAAUGGUACCAAGUACGUGCAAAUGUUCGCCAAGGCCAAUGCAGAAGAGCCGUAUCCCGUGCUGGUUCGGGUGUUAAUGCGCUUUGCGACAGAUUUGAAAAACGCAAAACUGGAGAAAGCCACCAACAACCAGCAAUCGCAGCCCCCGGCGAGAACAACAACGGUUCCGGGCACGGGAUCUGAACCGGUUCAAAAACGUGUUUCUCUGUUCGAAAGUCCCCCACUCUCGUCCACACGCAUCGUAAACGACCAAGUGACCCCAGAAAAUGUGCAAGAGAUUAAGGAGAAGCUUGUGCAGGCCACAACGGGCGGUGCAAUCAAUCGGUUAUCCUCUUCGAAUGUUGCCUCUCUGACGGCAUGCGCCCUUGACCCCAGUCACCAUCAGCUGGGACGACCGUACUUUGAGUUCACCCACCAGAAAGCCCCGAUAGUGGCGUGGAACUUCAACUACGACGAGCUGUAUCCGCUGCAAAGCAAAAACGUGGCCGCAAUUCCCGUCGCCUCGCAGGAACCGAUCGUACUGAAGGAACUGCUCCGGUGUCUGGUGGGUGUCAAAGGUUCGCUAAUCGUGCCGAAAAAAUCUCCCUCCUGUUCGGCCGAUCCUCUGGCGGCGGCGGCACGUGUCGAAUUUCAACUUUCGCCCCAACUUGCCGAUUCGUGUCGCGAUAUGGUCCAGGAAAUACUGCCGCUUGCCACGAACUUUGCCUGCGUCCAGCAGUUCAUCGAAGAGUCGAGCAUCCUCGAAGGGGGUCUCGUGCUGCAGGCACUCCGGUCCGUGCUGAAAGCGAUCAUGACCGAUUAUUAUCUUUCCAUCGCGCAGCUCGACGAUUUGCGGUGUCGCCCUGGCCUCACCAUGCAGCGGUUACUGCAGUUUCUGAAACCCGUCUUUCCCACGAUGGAAGAAUUGGCGGCGACCGUUUCGGAGAUACGGGCCACUAACUGCCGCGGGGGCCAAGUGCUUACACUGCUGUACAAUCGCAUCACGGCCACGAGUGGCACGAAUCACACGCAGCGUGUCCUCGAGCGGCUCAUUGAGGCCGCAGCCGUGCCGUUCAUGGAAAUGUUGCAGCUGUGGAUCCACCGUGGGGUGAUCAAUGAUCCGCAGCAGGAGUUCCUUAUCGAGCACAACGUAAUGGAGCUGAGCGAGAACGAACUGCUCGAUUACUGGGAGAAACAGUACACGAUCCGAUGCGAGAAGGUACCGUGCUUCCUGGUGAAACACGCCGAUAUCAUACUGCGCACCGGAAAGUAUCUGAACGUGGUGCGCGUUUGCGGCAGCGCCGAUGAGCUCCACCCGGCCAUUUCUCCCGUCAGCAAACCGUUCGGCUACCGGCACGCCGAUCAGUCGUACAUCGAUGCGAUCGAGGAGGCGUACAACUUUGCUUCGUCGUCCCUGCUGAACCUGAUCAUGAACAAGUACGAUCUGAUGGGCCGUCUGCUUUCCGUCAAGCACUACUUCCUCCUGCAACAGGGAGACUUUAUUACCGAAUUCAUGGACGCCGUCGAGGACGACUUGCGGAAGGAUGUGGACAGUUUGCACCCGAUAAGGAUUGCCAAUCUGCUCGACGUCACACUGGGAUUGUCGUCCGCCAAGCACGACGAAUAUCACGAUGACCUCAAGACGACACUGCUACCGUACGGGAUCGUUACGCAAAUUUCGAAGAUCGUCGACAAUGAGGAUGCGUUCGGCGAUGCGCUCGGGGAUACUUCGCAGCUGAAGGGAAUCGAGUGUUUCGCCUUCUCGUACAAAGCGAAGUGGCCCGUCUCGAUAGUGCUGAACCUGUGGACAAUCUCCAAGUAUCAGAUGAUUUUUCGGCAACUGUUUUACCUGAAGUACGUCGAACGAAUGCUGUGCCGUGUGUGGAUCGACAACAACAAAACACGUCAGUUUGCGCCCAACACGGCGAAGCUGUAUCGAUCGGCGUUUACGUUGCGCCAAAAGAUGCUGAUCGCAAUCCAGAGCUUCGAGUCCUACAUGAUGAUCGAGGUGAUCGAACCGAAUUGGCAUAUCUUCUAUCAAAACAUGAAACAGGUGAAAAAUAUCGACGACGUUCUGAUCUAUCAUCAGGACUUUUUGGACCAGUGUCUGAAGAACUGUACGCUGACCACACCGGAGCUGUUGAAACCGAUUAUCAAUCUAUGCAAUAUUUGUAUCAAAUUUUGCGACUUUCUGGCGGAAUCACAGCGCCAUUUCGUUGACGCCGAGCUGACGUGCAUGAUUGCCUCGGGCGACGACUACUCACUGUCUUCCGAGUCCGAUUACGAGCUAUACGCAUCGCAGGAUGCUACUACAAUGGCACCGACCGAAACGUUCUCCGGGCGGGUCGAACAGUUUCGUCACGAUUUCACCAACCAACUGAUGACGCUUUUGCGAAAAAUCAACGAAGCUGCCACGUCCAGCACUUCGGAGAGGUUCAUCAAUCUCAUACACAGAAUCAACUUCAACUCGUACUACAGCGAGGGAAACGAAAACUGAAGGCUUUAAAUCAAUUCUCUCCAGUUUUGGCGGUCAAAUUCGUCCACUUUGCUACACAGCCCUCCUGUACCUCAGUA
This is a messenger RNA of Anopheles cruzii, 2714 nucleotides long. RefSeq names its product gamma-tubulin complex component 2 homolog. NCBI's taxonomy places the organism in Eukaryota, Metazoa, Arthropoda, Insecta, Diptera, Culicidae. The record is from RefSeq and is a predicted model, not a curated record. The coding region runs from base 1 to 2637 and encodes 878 amino acids. Gene Ontology annotation, molecular function: microtubule minus-end binding; gamma-tubulin binding. Gene Ontology annotation, biological process: meiotic cell cycle; mitotic cell cycle; microtubule nucleation. Gene Ontology annotation, cellular component: gamma-tubulin small complex; spindle pole; equatorial microtubule organizing center. The transcript has 7 exons.